AUGCAAGCUCCCGUCUUGACCGUGUCAAUCACAACCCCGCAAUCAUGGGCGCAGCAAAAUGCCAUCAAGCGUCGUCGCGUCAUGCGCUCGCCCCGGCGCGGCAUCAUCAAUCUCAAGCACCUGGAUCCCAAGGCCAGAAAAGCGAAAGAAGAAAUGCUGGCAAAGGCUGUCGAGGGCCAGUUGCAGAUCAAGAAGUCUCCGACUAAUGGACUUCUUCUGGAUCCUUUUCAAACGUUUCCAAUUCCGAUGGCCGGCUGCGUGAGCCAGAUGGCCCAGUUCUAUGUCCAAGUUUGGGCUCCUCAGCACGGCACGGCGUUCGCAUUCGAGGGGCACACCAACCCGUAUUUGAGUCUUCUCUGGCCCCAUGCCCUGAAGUCCGCCAUCUAUUUUGAGGGACUCGUGGCUCUAUGUCGAGCAACCUACCUGGCUGCGUCGGGCCAAUCGGCCCGGGGCGACAGACAUUUCGUGUGGCACAAAGGGAAUGUCAUGACCAAACUGCGUGCUCGGCUGGAGGAUCCCCAGCUGUGCUCCGACGACACGACCAUCCUGGUGGUGGCGACCUUGGGCACGAUUGACUAUAUCCUCGGUGACCACAGCGCCGCUUGCGCUCAUGUCUCCGGCAUGAGACAGAUAGUGAAGAUCCGGGGAGGGUUCAAAACCACCUCACCCUGGGAAAGAUUACUCAAAACGAACGUCGACGCCUAUGAGGCGCUGUGGUCGUUCCUGUUCGCAGCAGACUCCAGUUCCGACAAGUCACCCCGAUAUGAUGGCCAGAUCCUCCAGAACGCCGAAUUUCCGAUUUACAUGGCUCAUCCGUUCAAGCCUGAAGUCUGCGAGAUGUUGGCUAAACUUCCGCAAGGGUUUUGUGAUAUUGGUUUGACAGGCGUGCUUUCUCUGCAAAUGAUACGGCUUCUCUCCGACUUCUCUGGGAUCAAGGCAAAGAUGGCGGAUUCUCCACGGACAGGGGGCUUUGACACGAUUUCCAGACGGAAGAUCCAGACGACCCUCGAAGAUCUACAUCGACUGGCCACGCUGCAGACCACUCCGACAGAAAGAUUUCUCUCUCAUGGCCUGGUAGCUUAUUGUUACCUGCUCAGGAUCAUAUACUUCCAGGACCAUCUGACCGGUUUCUACGAGACGGCCCUAAAAGCUCUUGCCGACAUCGCCCUCAACCAAACACCCAGCCACAAAUCCCCAGACCGGAAAUGCUUCCUCUGGAGCAACAUGAUGAUAGGCACCGUCUUGCAACACGGGCAGGUUCGUCCUCCUGGAUGGACCGCCGUGCUGCGCCAGUUCUUCGACAAAUACGGAGAAGCGCGGCAAUGGAAAAAACUCGAGGCCGACUUGAAAUUGUUCUUCCUGGGGGAUGACAUCCACCAGUUUGCCAAGGAGGCAUAUGAUGAAGCUGUGAGGAGGAGAGAAAGAGGAGAGUCCGAAGAACGCGAUUCCCGCGUGGCAACCAUGGCUAUUCGAAAUGUCGUUCUGUGA
Molecule: messenger RNA, 1488 nt
Organism: Cladophialophora carrionii CBS 160.54
Lineage: Eukaryota; Fungi; Ascomycota; Eurotiomycetes; Chaetothyriales; Herpotrichiellaceae
Exons: 2
Coding region: 1-1488 (495 amino acids)
Source: RefSeq, a predicted model, not a curated record